AGGUAUCUUUUUGUAUUUUUCUGCCAGGGAUGGGCCAGAUUGGGAAGGGCGGUACAAGGGUGGGACUUGGUGUUGGUGUUUUGGAACAUCAAAGAUGGACAGGGUUUUCGCGGAGGUUGCUCCUCAGAUAUCUCCACAAUUACAGGGGAUCUUCCAAAAUGGAGAAGAUUGGUGCAUAUGGCUAGGUCUCUUCACCUUACAAUUUGUAUGGCAAUUUGGCCCGGGGUUGUGGUGUGGUAGGGGAGAACGGGGGAUAAUCCCACACAGGAGUUUCGAACAAUGUCUGGUUCAUGUUUGGCUGGAUAACUCCACCACCACACGGGGUAUGCGGUCGGCGAUGGGGUCAAAAUGCUCGUAUGAACGAGGGCUUUUCGAUGGAUCUAUCGGCGGGUUCUUAUUCGAAUAA
This is a messenger RNA of Blastomyces gilchristii SLH14081, 406 nucleotides long. RefSeq lists its product as uncharacterized. The coding region runs from base 95 to 406 and encodes 103 amino acids. The transcript has a single exon. NCBI's taxonomy places the organism in Eukaryota, Fungi, Ascomycota, Eurotiomycetes, Onygenales, Ajellomycetaceae. The record is from RefSeq and is a predicted model, not a curated record.